This is a messenger RNA of Aethalodelphis obliquidens (Pacific white-sided dolphin), 2175 nucleotides long. Its product is annotated as myeloblastin-like. Lineage: Eukaryota; Metazoa; Chordata; Mammalia; Artiodactyla; Delphinidae. Gene Ontology annotation, molecular function: serine-type endopeptidase activity. The record is from RefSeq and is a predicted model, not a curated record. Gene Ontology annotation, biological process: proteolysis.
ACCAGAGUCUCCCCCUGCCCCCUCCCGUGUGGGGCAGCAUCGCUGGUCCCAGCCACUGCAUGCCAGGAGCCCCCCAGUCGUGACGACCACAGGUGUCCCCAGAUAUCUCCAGGUGUCCCUGGGGGAGGAAUCGCCCCAGGUGAGAGCUCUGCCUUAGAGGGAAGAGCGACUCCCCCAGACAAAGUGAGGGCAGAGAGAUGAUCCUGUGGGUCUCAGGAGGCGCAGUGCUCUGAGACCCUCACCCCCUUUUCUGUCCUGCUGAGUGGGAUUCAUCCCACCCCUGCACACGUCGGCCACAUCUCACCUUGCUGGGGCUACAGGGACCCUCUGGGGGCAGGCAGUGCCCCCUUGGAGGUGUGGAAGCGGGGGUGCAUGUCACUGUGAGGGCUGUGGCCACAAGCCCCCUUGUCCAGAGGACUUCCCGCAUGGGGUGGGUGGGAGCCACCUUCCUGCAUCUCUUGAGGACCCCGAGCCUGAGCCUGAAGCCCCUGCAGGCUUCCUGGGGUGCAGCUUUGACCCCCAAGCUCCCCAGCCCUCAAGCUGGAAGGAGGAAGUGGGGACGCCCAGCCCAGGUGUGGGGCAACCCUAAUGGCCUCCCUGAAUUGGGGCUAUAAGAGGGGGUGGGCAGGCAGGGGGCAUGGCCCAACCAUGACCCGAAGCUGCAGACCCUCCAGCCCUGCCCUCGCCCCGGUGCUGCUGGCUGUGCUGCUGGGCGGUGCGUGGGGCCCAAGUCCGUCCGUCCGUCCAUCUGCCUGUCCCAUGCCCUCACGGCUCAGAUGGGGAAAGUGAAGCAGGACCCAGCUCAGCUGGCUGCUUGGGAUGAAUGCCUCAAGGGGAGGGGAGGAGAGAAAGGCGGGGCCUGGGAUACGUAGCUCUCUUUCCCCAUCUGUAAAAUGGGCAAAACCUAGUCCUUCCUGCCCAGGGAGGUGUCCUAGGGACUCAAUAUAACCAGAAUCCCUGGACAGCACCUGGCACCCAGCAAGCACUCAGUAAGUGUGCACGCACGAACGAAUGUGUCACCGAGUGAACGACGCACAUGUCAGAGGAAAAACCGGAGUGAGGGAACCCCUCCGCCCUCAUCCUGAUGAGGCUUUUUCAUGCCUCAGUUUGUCCAUCUGCAAGAUGGGUCAUCUUGCCAGCUUCUUCCCCCUCCUGACCUCCAGGACUGGGCGCCGCUGCUUCCUGGGAGCCUACUGAAAUAAUAAUGAUAAUGACCACCGGGCUCUCCCCAGCGCUAACUGUCCCCGGCCCGGGCCUCUUCCCUCCACAGCCCCCAGCCGCCCUGUGCUGCUACGGGACCUCCAAUUUGCACAUGGGGAAACGGAGGCUCUGAGGGGUCCCGGGCCUGGUGGAGGCCACACAGCGGCUCUGCCCUCGUCCCCCGACCCCCGUCUGGGCUCCCUGGGCGGGGGAUGGGGCGGUGGGGUGGGGUCGGUCCCCCGUCCAGGGAGCCGCGGAGGGCGUUAGGCAAGGCGACGGCCGCUGACCCCGGCGUCCCCAGGUGUAGCCCGGGCCGCGGAGAUAGUGGGCGGGCGGGAAGCCCAGCCCCACUCGCGCCCCUACAUGGCGUCGCUGGAGCUGUUCCCCAGCAACCACUUCUGCGGGGGGACCUUGAUCCACCCGCGCUUCGUGCUGACCGCAGCCCACUGCCUGAACAACGUCGAGGCGCACAGCCUGCAGACCUCCGAGCCCACCGAGCAGAGGUUCAGCAUCAGCCGCCUGUUUGAGAACAACUACGACCCACAGGAGAAGCCGAAUGACGUCCUCCUCCUGCAGCUGGACCGCCCGGCCACCCUCAACCCCCAGGUUGCGGUGGCCCAGCUCCCCCAGCAGAACCAGCUGCUGCCCCACGGCACCCAGUGCCUGGCCGUGGGCUGGGGCCGCCUGGGCACUGAGCCGCUGCCCCAGGUCCUGCAGGAGCUCAACGUCACCGUGGUCACUUUCCUGUGCCGGCCACAGAACGUGUGCACCUUUGUGCCCCGACGCAGCGCUGGCAUCUGUUUUGGAGACUCGGGCGGCCCCUUGAUCUGCGACGGUGUCAUCCAGGGCAUGGACUCCUUUGUGAUCCAGGGACGCGCCACCCGCCAGUACCCGGACUUCUUUGCUCGCGUCUCCCUCUACGUAGACUGGAUCUGCUCAGUGCUGAGCAACGCGGGGGGCGAGGACGGCCCCUGA